Dalotia coriaria is the source of this 874-nucleotide messenger RNA. RefSeq lists its product as uncharacterized. Gene Ontology annotation, biological process: maturation of SSU-rRNA. The record is from RefSeq and is a predicted model, not a curated record. NCBI's taxonomy places the organism in Eukaryota, Metazoa, Arthropoda, Insecta, Coleoptera, Staphylinidae. Gene Ontology annotation, molecular function: rRNA small subunit aminocarboxypropyltransferase activity. The coding region runs from base 113 to 814 and encodes 233 amino acids. The transcript is spliced from 3 exons.
UAUCGCGUUUGUCAACAGAAAAAGUGCGCAACCCAACAAACGUUUAACCUGAUACUUUACAUGCACCUGUAGUAUUGUAAACAAAAUAAUCGAAAUAAUUAAUAAUAACAUCAUGACUACUCUAGAUGAAGAUGUAAAUAAGUUAAACAUAAAUCAAGAAAGUGAUUUAUCAUCUUCAGAGGCGAACUCUGAUGAAGAAUCCUCAGAAGAAAGUGAUGUAGAAAUAAAUUUCACAGUAGGAAUGUGGGAUUUCAACCAAUGCGACCCAAAAAAAUGCUCUGGACGUAAAUUAGCGCGUCAGAAUUUAGUAAAAUGCUUAAAAAUCAAACAGAAAUUUCCUGGUCUUGUUCUCACACCAACAGGAAAAGGAGUAGUUUGUCCUAAUGACAGAGAAAUAAUCGAAUCAAAAGGUCUAGCUGUAGUUGACUGCUCAUGGGCACGCAUUGACGAAACACCCGUCGGUGCAUUAAAAGCAGCAUACCCCAGACUACUACCAUAUUUAGUAGCUGCCAAUCCAAUAAACUAUGGUAAACCAUGCAAAUUAAGUUGUGUGGAAGCCCUGGCAGCAGCAAUGUAUAUAACAGGCUACAAAAAAAUAGCAGAACAUUAUCUAGACCAAUUCAGCUGGGGCCAUUCUUUCAUAAAACUGAAUGAAGAAGUUCUCGACAUUUACGCGGGUUGCACCGACAGUGCAUCAGUAAUCACCGCACAAACGAAUUAUAUACAAAAAGAACAGGAUUUACAAGCACAAAGACGAGUUGUUGACUAUCCACCUUCAAGUUCAUCUUCGGAAACAGAUGAAGACAAUGAUUAAUCUAAUCUUUUGAGUAAAAAAUUAUCCUCAUGAUUAAAUACAUAAUUAUUCUUAACAUUA